Molecule: messenger RNA, 6576 nt
Organism: Acanthopagrus latus (yellowfin seabream)
Lineage: Eukaryota; Metazoa; Chordata; Actinopteri; Spariformes; Sparidae
Gene: arid4a
Product: AT rich interactive domain 4A (RBP1-like)
Exons: 25
Coding region: 852-5117 (1421 amino acids)
Biological process (GO): regulation of transcription by RNA polymerase II
Cellular component (GO): nucleus
Molecular function (GO): transcription cis-regulatory region binding
Source: RefSeq, a predicted model, not a curated record
AGAGCCGGCUGGAUGUCACCGGAGCGGCCGGGAGGCUUCCAGCUCUCCGCCGUUGUAACGAGCCUGCUGUGAAUUGAAUGGCAGCGGCAGUCGGCUUGUUUUUGCAGUGAAGAAAUGUGAAGCUUCUGCGCCUUUGUGGAGCGGACACAUAUUAAAUAAAUAAAUCACAACACUUUCUGUUCGUCGAGUGUCACACUGUGUCGGUCUGUCCGCGACAAACUUAGUUUAGCAUCGAGCCGGGAGCUAAUGUUGACGCUGCUCGAGGCUCUGCUGUUACUGACGGUUUAAAUCGCCAUAUGAUCACAAACUAGCUAGUUGAGUCGCUAGUUAGCCAACUAGCUAAAUUUAGCUCCGGACCGGAGGGUGAACCGCCGCUCGACUCUCCGCUCUCCCCGCUGCAAACAGUCGUUGUGUGGUUUAUGUGAGUGUCGGGACUCGGUGGUGUUUUACCCGGGGCCCUCCACCGGCUGCUGGUCGCAAGCAGACGAUUCGGGGGGGGGGAGGUAAAGUUAGCCGAGCUAGCAGAGCUGACAUGGCGAGCUGUGAUGGCGACGUGACUCAGUGGAGCUGGGAGCGGAGCGGGAAGGAACGCCGCACUCCGGCCGCGCUCUUCGUCUGCUCGAUGUCCCCCCACCGACCCGCUGAUAUUUAACCUCCAGCCCGCUGGACCCUGAGCUCCGUGAUCACACCAAGUAAACGUCGCUAGCUAAGUUAGUGGAGCUGUUUGUGCCACAUAUUUGAUCUGAUCCGGGCAGGAGGAGGGAGGGGGCUGCACCGAGCCAGGAAAGAAUGCCGAGCUAACACAAUGAGCUGAAAUCCUUCGAGCUGGACUCCCUCAAAUAACCGGAGACAUGAAGGCAGCAGACGAGCCUGCCUACCUGACAGUGGGGACAGAUGUCAGCGCCAAGUACAGAGGAGCCUUCUGCGAGGCCAAGAUCAAGACUGUGAAACGCCUCGUCAAGGUCAAGGUGACUCUGAAAGGUGAGAGUACGUCCCAGGUGGUGCAGGAUGACCAGGUCAAAGGACCACUCAGGGUGGGCUCCACUGUGGAGGUGAAGACUAACGAGGGUCUAUCCAGCGAGGCCGUCAUCAGUAAGCUGACAGACGCCAGCCUCUACACUGUGGUGUUUGAUGACGGAGAUGAGAAGACUCUCCGUCGAACGUCUCUGUGUCUGAAGGGAGAGAGGCAUUUUGCAGAGAGUGAGACGUUGGACCAGCUGCCGCUGACAAACCCAGAACAUUUUGGGACUCCUGUUAUCGGCAAGAAGUCGAACCGUGGUGGGCGCCGUUCGUCCCAGGCUGUGGCUGAUGAGGAGAACGAGUCCUCAUCCAGUGAGGAUGAGGAGGAGGACCGGAGGCGGCUGAAUGAUGAGCUGCUGGGUAAAGUGUGCAGCAUUGAGAACGAGGAGGAGCCCAGCAGCUGGUACCUGGCUCUGGUGGUGUCUCCGAGCUGUAACGACGAGCUGCUGGUGAAGAAGGAUCAGUGUCUGGUCCGAGCCUUCAGCGACUCCAAGUUCUACACGGUGGCGAGGAGACACGUGCACAUUGUCGGCUCAGUUGGCAUCGCCAAGUCAGAGUUCAGCUCCAGGCGAGGUUUCGAAGCAGCCCAGAUGUUCCUGAGCAGCAGGGAGGUUCCAGAUAUUUGGAAGAUGGACAUGAGUCAGAUCCUGGACUCGUCCUCCAGUGACGAUGAGGACGAUGAAGAGGAGAAAGAGAGUGAUGAUGAGGAGGAGGGUGACGAAGAGAAGAAGAAGAAACACAUAAAGGAGGAGCCCGAUGAAGAGCCAGAUCCAGAAGAGAGAGAUCACUUCCUGCAGCAGCUCUACAAGUUCAUGGAGGACCGAGGGACUCCCAUCAACAAGCCUCCAGUGUUGGGUUAUAAGGACCUGAACCUGUUCAAGCUCUUCAGACUGGUCUACCACCUGGGAGGCUGCCACAAGAUUGAGUCUGGGACCGUGUGGAAGCAGGUCUACAUGGAUCUGGGGAUCCCUGUCCUGAACUCUGCUGCAUCAUACAACGUGAAGACGGCCUACAGGAAGUACCUGUAUGGGUUUGAGGAGUACUGCCGCUCUGCCUCCAUCACCUUCAGAACGAUCCAUCACAACAACCCUCGCCCUCCCACCGUUCCAACCAAUCAGAAUCAGACGGGUCCAGAGCUGAAAGAGCCUUCCAGGCCACCCCUGAAGGUGGGAACUGUGGAUGACAAGAUGGAGGAGGCGGAGUCAGACAGUGAGAGCGAGAAAGAGGAGGUGAAGGAGAGACAGUUGUCCCCGAGGGGGCGGAGGAGGUGUGUGGUCAGUCAGGUGAAGAUGGAGAGAGAGUCGCCCUCCAGACCAGAGAAGAGAGGAGGAGGAGGAGAAGAUAUUAUUGAGGAGCAGCGGGAGAUGAGGAGACGCAGCAACAGAAGAAUGGACGACUCGGAGAAAGGCUCUGAAGAAGAGGAUGAGGAGGAUGAAGAUGAAGAGGAGGAGGUGGAGAGGAGGCGAGGAGUUGGGAGUGAGGAUGAGGAGGACGAGGACUCUCUGACGGGGACGAAGGUCAGAGUGAAAUACGGCAGAGGGAAGACUCAGAAGAUCUACGAGGCUCACAUCAAGAAGACUGACGUGGAUAACGGAGAACAGUUCUACCUGGUUCAUUACUAUGGCUGGAACGUCAGGUACGAUGAGUGGGUAAAGGCUGACAGGAUCAUCUGGCCCGUGGAGAAAGGAACCAAGAAGAGGCAGAGGAAGAAGGUGAAGCAGAACAAAGAAAAGGACGAGUCUGAGAAGGAGCGGGACAAAGAUGAGGAGAAGACUCCGUCAAUGGCAGUGAAACCUACCGGAGCGAAGCGUGGUCGUCCUCAGAUCAGGACCACACCCACUGGCUCAACAGGACGCAGCGUCUCCAAGACGCCCAGCAGUGAGGGACGCUCAAACGGCAGGAGGACGGAGACGCCGUCCAACAUGGCCAACGGAGACAACACGCCUCGCAGAAGAACCAGGAGGACAUCGGGCAUGUAUGACUCAGACCGAGCGUCCAAUGAUCAGUCUGGGAGCUCAUCAGAGGACAGCGAAUCAGAAGACCCGCCUGACAAGAAGCUGUCACCAUGGCGAGGGAGGAGUGAAGCCCCGCCCUGCCAGGAGGAGGAUGAGGAGGAGGUGAAGCAGCAGCAGCAGCAGGAGGAGGAGGAGGAGGCGGAGGAGGUGGCGGAGGACAUUGAGGCUGCUGAUGUCACAAAAAACACCAACGACAACACUGCAGACACAACAACAGCAUCACAGAUGCCCACCGCCACUGCGCCGCCGUGUCCCAGCAUGCCUCAGGAAAAAGCUGACAAAGUCCUGAGCCAAUCGGAGAAGAAGGAGGCCGAGCAGGGGGAGGAGCCUGCAGGGGAGGCUGCCAUGCUGCCUGUUCAGCUGGACAAGGAGAACAAGAUGUCUCCAGAGCAAGUAACGUCUACUGGACAGGAAGUGCUUAGACGGACGUCCCCCAGCAGGAUGUCUCCUCAGGCCGACAAGACGAACAAGAUGUCUCCUGCCACCGCUGCAGACAAACACAAGAUGUCUCCUGAAAAGUCGAUGUCGUCACCUCAGGCAGACCCCACAGAUGAGGACAGGUCCGCUCCUCUCUCUUCCCCCAGGGUCAAAGGUCGCAGGUCUAUCUUCAGGGAGGCGGGCUCUGAGACACCUACCAGAAUCCUCCUCUGCAGUCCAGCACCUGCCCCCAGCCCCUCCCACAUGGCAGCGCUGUCGUCUCCUCCUCGCAGCGUCUUGAAGAGGCAGGACGAGCCCAUGGUGGUUCUCCACUGCCUCCCCAGCCAGCGAAUUCCCCCUGAGUCUCCCGCUGACUCGGACACUGACUCCGCCACCGAGGAGGAGGAGGAGGAGGAGGCGGGGUUACCUGAGGAGAGGAGCAGCUUGGUGCUCAAACGUAAAGCAGUGGAGCAGCGAGCCGGAGAUAAGAAGCUCCGCCCUGACAGAAAGGAGGAGGUUGCAGCCCUCAAAACGCUGCCUCCCAAGAUGGCCACUGAUGUGUCACCUGUCCGCAGGGUGGAGUCAGAGAGGAGGAGCGAAGGAGUGCUGAAGGCAGAGGAGUGGCCCCUCCCAGCCGAGGCGAUGCAGAGGGAGGUGUCAGAGGAACGUCUAACGGGUGUAGCUGCCAAGGAGCCAGAGGUGCUUGCUGGGACCACUCCCACAACUGUGGAGGCCCCUGGCCCUGCCCCCACUGAGGAGGCGGAGCCACAGAUUGGCCCCGAGGCGCUCGUCUGCCACGAGGUGGACCUAGACGAUCCAGAUGACAAGGAGAAGCCCUCCCCCACCACCUCCCCGGAACACCUCCUCCUCAUGAUGAGGGAACAGCAACCUGCCCCGCCCCCGCUGCCUAACCUCCUCCACACCCCCCUCCCCUCCCCCCACCUCCCCCAGCCUCAGGUCAGGCCAUUUCUGCCCGCUGCCACUCCCAGCUCCGCCCCUUGCCUUGAGGAGCUCCACCCAGCCAGGAGCACAGCUGAGGAGGAGAGAGGAGCAACGAGGGGGGAGCAGGAGGGAGACUCCAGCCCCGGGUUUGAUGGCAGCGCCUCUUCUUCCACCUCCACCUCCCUGCUGUCACUGCAGGAUAACAAGGACAGAGGUCAGAAGAGGGUGAUGGAUUGUAACUUGAGUCCGACGGCCAAGAAACAGAAACGCAACCAGAAACGGCCGCACACACCUGGGAAGGUGGAGAAGAACGGAGCAGGUCACAGCAGUGACAGCGAAGAUCAGUCUCGAGUGUCUUCGGUGUCUCAGAAAUCUCAGAAGUCUCGUUGUCCCGCUCUGUCGUCUCCGUCCUCUCACAAAGACAAACACAACUUCUCCCCUCAGAGGACGUACAAGUGGACCUUCCAGCUCGACGAGCUGGACAGUAUGUCGAGCACAGAGAGGAUCUCCUUCCUGCAGGAGAAGCUGCAGGAGAUCAGGAAGUACUACAUGACCCUGAAGUCGGAGGUGGCGUCCAUCGACAGACGCCGGAAGAGACUAAAAAAGAAAGAGAGAGAAGUGUCCAACACGACUGCAUCCACCUCGUCGGGCUCUUCAGACACCGCCAUGAGUCCGUCUUCGGCCUCCCCCACUCAGAACACCGUCGCUGUCGAGUGCAGGUGAUGACACGCCCACUUCCGCACCACCUCCUUCUGCUCAGCUCUGUCCCCUCCCAGCCACAGACUCCGCCCACUGUCAGCUCUGAGGGCAUGAUGGGGAAAAAAACACACAAAAACGUCCUUCCUGGUCAGUGUGAGCUCGACGAACGCAGUGGCUGAUGGGAGGGGAAAUGCCACCACCUGACCUUAGCCCCGCCUCUUCACCUAUGGACUGACUUCCUGUUUAAGGAGAGACCGAAAAAUCAGCCGUCUGUUCAGCCGCCACAGAGCACUUCCUCAUUUCCUUAUGUCCUUAUUUCCUCCCUCCUUCCUCCAGUGCGUCUGCUGGUGUCAGUCAUGUGACAGGUUGUGUUUGGGUCAGAGGUCACAGGUCUAGUGAAUUUCCUUUUGUGGUCGACAGGAAGUAGAUUCCUGCAGCAGCACAGCUCAGUAUGCAAGUUUAUUUUUUUCUUUUUCGUUAACUCACAUUUUUUAAAGGAAAAACAGAAAAGUUAAAGUUUCCUGCUGUGAGUGUUUUUGGCCUUUUUAUACAGAAUCAGAGCUUUUAUUUUGGUAAAAACAAACAAAAAAUUCAAAAAGUGUGAUGUCACAGCGAGAAGAUGGAAUAUUUGUUUAAAUGGAUUUUGGGGAUUUUUGUAAAAUAAUUAAAAUGAAGCUUAUUUAUUCAGUUAAAAUCCUGUGUGUGUGUGUGUGUGUGUGUGUGUGUGUGUGUGUGUGUGUGUGUGUGUCUUCAGCCAGAUGAAUGAAGAAAAGUGAUGAAAAUUAAAACUGAUGAGUUAAAUUGGUGAUUUAAAAAUAACUCAAUAUUUAAAUUGAAUUAAAAUAAUCACAAUUUUCAUUCAACUAGAAUUUUGAAAAAAAUGUUCUACUUUUUGUUUAAACAGUUUUAAUCUGAGCAGCAGCGUCAGUUUGAUUCGGUCUCAUUGUGACUCGAGUUAAUUUUCAUUUUAAGAAUCUUACAUUUCUUUAUGUGAUUUUAGUAUUCAGAAUAUUAAUCUGAAAUUGUAACUCUCAUGAGUUUAUUAUUUUCAUCCUUCUAAACAUGAAAUAAUUUUUCUUCUGGCUGAUCCGAUGUUCUGUACGUUGGGUCCUGACCCGGCUCCUGGAGGACCUCCCAGCUUCUUCUUCUGUGGUUUCCUCUGCGUGGCUGACAGACGGCUGCUUCAUCCUGUUUGUUUUGUACAUAACGUUCUAAGUAAAGAAGAGAAACGGCUCCAUGUAUUUGAGAACUACAUUUUACACACCUGUAAAGAAUGAUUUAUAAUAUUUUCUAAGAGAAGACUGUUUGUAACGUUGUAUUAUGAACUCCUCAGUUUUAUUUUUUUCUUUCUAUGUGGUGUUUUGCUAGCGGCGGUUUGAGAGCGACAGCUGUAAAUAGAAACACACACUUCCUCCUGACAGCAGAAAGAAGCCAUGUUGGACAAUAAACAGCUCUCUGUUUCUAAUAAAGUUUUUAAAUACGA